AUGGAAGGUGAGCGGCCUUCAACACCGCCUUCGAAGCCGAACGCUGUGAAGCCUGGCGAGCUUCCUCGAGGUCCGCUUACUCCAGAACAAUUACGCAGAAUUGAACUCAACCGCAUGAAAGCCAAGGCGAUUCGAGAACAACGGGAAGCAGAAGAGGCCAAAAAAAGAGCUGCAACACCUAACCCUUCCAGCGCCGGAACAGGCGUCAAGAGAACGUAUUCCUCCAUGACUGCGUCCGAGACCCCCGCAACGUUACGAGAUGCUUCGGCGAACCGACCCCUUGAUGCGAUCAAACCUGCCCGCAGUUUCGCCAAGUAUGUCGAGUACGAUUUCAGCAAGAUGACGGACACAAAGGGAGGUUUCUUGACCGCAGAGGAUGACCCCCACAACAAAGCAUUGCAUGUCCGAGAUGGCAAAGAGGAACAGAAACCCGCGCAUAUGACGCAGAAGGAAUGGGAGCGACAGCAACUGCUCACCUCUCUGCGCCGGGAACGAGCGGGGCCAUUUGAACCAGGACUCAGCGUUCUAGAUGAGAAAAGCAAGAAAAAGGCAUGUCGCGAGUGCGGAAGUCUUGAGAUUGACUGGAAAUGGGAGGAAUUGCUGCGGUGCUGUGUGUGCAAUGCCUGCAAGGAGAAAUAUCCGGAGAAGUACAGCUUGUUGACCAAGACGGAGGCAAGGGAAGAUUAUCUGCUGACAGAUCCGGAACUUCGCGAUGAAGAGCUCCUACCGCACCUGGAGCGACCGAACCCCCACAAGUCGACUUGGAACAACAUGAUGCUUUACCUACGAUACCAGGUCGAGGAGUAUGCGUUUUCUCCGAAGAAAUGGGGCUCCGCGGAAGCACUGGAUGCCGAAUUUGAGCGGCGGGAGAACGAAAAAAAGCGGCGCCGUGAAGUCAAGUUCAAAAGCAAGUUGGAAGACCUUAAGAAGCGUACCCGUGUCGAAGCAUACCGGCGCAAUCGACAAGGAGCUGCCGGGGGAAAUUUCGGCGACGAUCUUGGGAAAGGUGGACGGCAUGUCCAUCAAUGGGGUCGAUCAGUUGAGAACCCCGAGACCGGUAUAGGGGUGAAGACGUGCGUUGACUGUGGCAUGGAGGUUGAAGAGCUAGAGUUUUGA
Aspergillus clavatus NRRL 1 is the source of this 1116-nucleotide messenger RNA. It is a transcript of the gene rad14, whose product is annotated as DNA repair protein RAD14. Lineage: Eukaryota; Fungi; Ascomycota; Eurotiomycetes; Eurotiales; Aspergillaceae. Gene Ontology annotation, cellular component: nucleotide-excision repair factor 1 complex. Gene Ontology annotation, biological process: base-excision repair; nucleotide-excision repair involved in interstrand cross-link repair; nucleotide-excision repair, DNA damage recognition. Gene Ontology annotation, molecular function: damaged DNA binding. The coding region runs from base 1 to 1116 and encodes 371 amino acids. The transcript has 3 exons. The record is from RefSeq and is a predicted model, not a curated record.